AUGGCCGAAUACUGGAAAUCGACACCAAAAUACUGGUGCAAGUUUUGCUCCGUGUUUGUCAAGGACACCAAAUUCGAGCGCGCGCAGCACGAAGCGACCGGCCGCCACCAAGGCAAUAUCCAGCGUAGUCUGAAGGGACUACAUCGCGAACAGGAAAACGAGAAGCGCAACCAGGCGCGCGCACAAGCAGAGGUUGCUCGGCUGAAUGGCAUUGUACCAUCGGCAUCCUCGACUCCUUCCGUCGCGACUGGCGUCGGCGGCAAGCCCACAUUCAAGAAGGAACCCGAGAAGAAGGCCACAGUAGACGACAGGAAACGACAAUGGGAGCAGCUGGCAGCUAUGGGUGUGGCGCUUCCCGCGGCUGCAAGAGGCGAUUUGGCGAUAGCGGGCGAAUGGAAGACAGUAAAGGAAGAAGUCGUGGGAGAAGUCACCGAGGACGGAGAGUUCAAGGCAACAUCGCUGAACAAGGGCGUGCGGAAGCGGCAACUGGAUGAGGAUGAGGAGGAGCAAAAGGCUGCCGGAGAGCUCAUCACCAAACGGAAAGGCUGGGGACACACGUACAAGAGUUUCCCGGGCAGCAAGGGCGGCGAUGACGAUGACAUUGAGAGCUUGCUUGGGAAGAAGAAAUCGCAGCCAGAGGUCAAGAGGGAAGAACCUGGGGAUGGAGUGAAAGCUGAAGUUGAAGAAGAGAACGAGGCCAAGACCCUGCAGGAUAUACCCACGGCUGAAGAAGCGGAAGCAAAGGCUGCCGAGGCCGUUGUGAAAAAGGAGGAGGAUGCGCCAGCUACACCAGCGGUGGUGUUCAAGAAGAGGAAGAAGGCGAAAUGA
Molecule: messenger RNA, 828 nt
Organism: Alternaria arborescens
Lineage: Eukaryota; Fungi; Ascomycota; Dothideomycetes; Pleosporales; Pleosporaceae
Exons: 2
Coding region: 1-828 (275 amino acids)
Biological process (GO): mRNA splicing, via spliceosome
Cellular component (GO): precatalytic spliceosome
Molecular function (GO): zinc ion binding; RNA binding
Source: RefSeq, a predicted model, not a curated record